Messenger RNA from Brassica napus (rape), 1687 nucleotides. Its product is annotated as selenium-binding protein 1. Lineage: Eukaryota; Viridiplantae; Streptophyta; Magnoliopsida; Brassicales; Brassicaceae. Bases 72 to 1544 code for a protein of 490 amino acids. The transcript has 7 exons. The record is from RefSeq and is a predicted model, not a curated record. Gene Ontology annotation, molecular function: selenium binding.
UACCACUACCACAUAAUGGAAUCCCACCACAUAAUAUAUAACUACGAGAUCUGGUUUCAAAAGGCAGAGAAAUGGCGACUGAAACUAAAGUGAUAGCUCCGGUUGGAAGCGGAGAAAAAGGAUGUUGCAAGUCAGGUCCCGGAUAUGCCACGCCACUUGCCGCAAUGUCUGGUCCACGGGAAAAGCUCAUCUACGUCAUCGCCGUCUACACUGGAACGGGACGAGAGAAGCCAGAUUACUUGGCAACGGUAGAUGUGGAUCCAAGCUCAGCAACAUAUUGUAGCGUCAUUCAUAGAUUGCCAAUGCCCUUUCUUGGUGAUGAGCUUCAUCAUUCUGGUUGGAACUCUUGCAGUUCUUGCCAUGGUGAUGCUUCUGCUGAUAGACGUUAUCUCGUGUUACCAUCCUUUAUAUCUGGUCGCAUCUAUGCAAUUGACACAAAGGCAGACCCGAGGGCACCAUCUUUGUAUAAGUACGUAGAUCCUAAAGAGAUUGCUGAAAAGACAGGAUUGGCCUUCCCACACACAACUCAUUGCCUUGGCUCUGGUGAAAUCUUGGUGUCCUGUCUUGGGGACAAAGAUGGAAAUGCCCAGGGGAGUGGGUUUCUUCUUCUCGACUCUGACUUUAAUAUCAAGAACAGGGGAUUUCUCAGGUGGGAGAAACCAGGACAUAGUCCCUUGUUCGGUUAUGAUUUCUGGUACCAACCUCGGCACAAGACAAUGAUCAGCACCUCUUUGGGAGCACCUAAAGCCUUCUCCAAAGGUUUUGAUCUCCAGGACGUUGCUGAUGGCUUCUAUGGAAGUCAUCUUCAUGUUUACAGUUGGCCAGGAGGUGAAAUGAAACAGUUAAUUGACCUUGGAGAUACUGGUCUCAUACCUUUGGAGAUCAGAUUCUUGCAUGAUCCAUCUAAAGAUAUAGGGUAUGUUGGGAGUGCAUUGUCGAGUAAUAUGAUAAGAUUUUUCAAGAAUAGUGAUGAAUCAUGGAGCCAUGAGGUCGUUAUAUCAGUUAAACCCAUAAAAGUACAAAACUGGGUUCUUCCAGAAAUGCCAGGGCUUAUCACCGACUUCUUGAUCUCUCUGGAUGAUCGAUUUUUCUACUUUGUGAACUGGCUUCAUGGAGACAUUCGCCAGUAUAACAUCGAAGACCCUAAAAACCCUGUCUUAACGGGACAAAUUUGGGUGGGGGGUUUACUACAAAAGGGUGGCCCUGUUAAGGCUGUUAGAGAAGACGGCGGUACUUACCAGUUUGAUGUUCCUCAAAUCAAGGGGAAAUCUCUGAGAGGAGGACCUCAAAUGAUUCAGCUUAGCCUUGAUGGUAAACGACUGUAUGCAACAAACUCGUUAUACAGCGUGUGGGACCGUCAGUUUUACCCUGAACUUAUGGAUAAAGGAUCACACAUAAUUCAAAUUGAUGUUGAUACAGUGAAAGGUGGUCUCUCCAUAAACCCUGAUUUCUUUGUGGACUUCGGAGAUGAACCUGAUGGUCCUGCGCUUGCCCACGAGAUGAGAUAUCCCGGUGGAGACUGCACAUCUGAUAUCUGGAUUUGAAUAUGAUCCAUAAGAAAAGAUUUGAGUCAGUUGUUGUCUUUUGUAGUGUAAUAAAUAAGUGUUUUCAUUCAGACAGAAAGCUUGUUUCUCUUUUGUGUAAUAAAUAAGUCUUUUGUAGUGUAAUAAAUAAGUGUUUUCAUCGA